This is a messenger RNA of Spodoptera litura, 1556 nucleotides long. RefSeq lists its product as uncharacterized. The record is from RefSeq and is a predicted model, not a curated record. Lineage: Eukaryota; Metazoa; Arthropoda; Insecta; Lepidoptera; Noctuidae.
AUCAUCACUUGGACCACCACCUUAUAAUUUGAAGAAAAUCGCCAUCGCUUGUGAUUUUGUACCGCGGCCUUAAAUCAGGUGAGGUGGUGGUUGACGCCCACUACACUUGCACGCGCAGCAAUGCAUGCGCCGAGUGCAUGUUAUUUGUACGGGAGUCAGCGACGAAGACCUUGAACGACCGAGCCGCCGCGUGCAUGCGAGCUGUCCUACGUGAUCGCCGAGAACCGCCACACAGUGCGUCUUCCACCCGCAUACGAACAGCAACUCAGUGCUACCUUAUUUCUCUCACCUCAUUUUUAUUUCUCUGUGCUUAUCUGUAUUUGCUUUCUAAUAUAUAAUUGCUAUUAAUCUUAAUAAUAUCAUUCAUUUUCUCGUGCUAAAAAUCAUUAUUGCUAUCCUCCUUCCCUGCUGCGCUCGCUUCACCACCGUGUUAAUCUGAACUUUAAGAUUAACGCCGUACAGGUCAAAUUCCCACGAAGUUGUUGGUGCCGGUACUACUACCCGCACCACAUUGGUGACCCCAAAUACUGCGCCGUGAAGAGCAAGCGAUCCAGGUGUCCAGGAGCAACAGAAAAGGAACUAAGGUCAGGCAAAACUUUUAUUUCUACUCAGUGAGUGACGAAAGUGCGGGGUGUGGUCUCAUCGCAUAAGCGGAGCGAUUUUAACCACUUUCAAAAAUGACGGAACCGGAGGGUUUCGUUGACUAUAAGGACGCUCCUGUUAUCCAAAGAGAGGUCUCUGGAGUAGGAAUGCCAUUGCGUUGCCCGCCAUUUUGCCCGGAAGAACCGGCUCUAUGGUUCGCGCAGCUGGAGGGCCAAUUUGUUCUCUCUAGAAUCACGAGCGAUUCAACAAAAUUUUAUUAUGUGUCCGCUCAGCUAGAAACUAAAUAUGCCUUGCAAGUCAAGGAUAUAAUCACAAACCCGCCUGAGGCAAAUAAAUACCAGAUUUUAAAAACCGAGCUAAUGAAACGGUUGUCAGCUUCCCAGGAGAAGCGCAUACAGCAAUUACUUUGCCACGAAGAAUUAGGUGACCGCAAACCGUCGCAAUUCUUACGGCACUUGCAAAGCCUGGCUGGGCCAUCAGGCGCUACAGAUUUCGUCAAAAGUAUUUGGACUAAUCGGUUACCCCAAAACAUUCAGACAGUCAUUGCCUCACAAAUAACUGAGUUACAGGUGGAACAAUUAGCUGACAUUGCAGACAGGGUGUACGAGAUAGCUCCGACGACACCGCAGGUUGCCAGUACCUCCACACGCGCCAGCGACACUGAUCUGGCAAGAACAGUCACCGAGUUGACAAAACAGGUAGCGGCACUCACCCUGCAGAUGAACAGAAGAGGAAGAGACCACUCGCGCUCACGUUCCCGCUAUCACAGAAGCGCUCACAGAAGGUAUGACCGUUCUAAUAGUAGACUACGGCAGCCACCUCCAAACCACCCACACUGUUUCUAUCACUAUACCUACGGUGACAAGGCUAAGAACUGCAAGGAACCCUGUACGUAUAAAUCGGAAAACAGCAAGGGCGGUCGCAAGUAGCGGCUAACGACUGCCCCACUUCUG